CUUCCGACUCCAAAGGGAUAUUCAUCCGAUGAUUCCAAUCCGAUGUACCUCUUACGAUUUGGUCUCCAGAAACGAUGACUCCCUCCGGAGCUUACCGAUCUACAUCGGAGGCACUUCUCUCCUGGCCAUUCUCUCGCGCUGUUUCCGGUAUCGCUCCCGUCGCCAAUGAUACCAGACUGUCUACAGAGAGAUAUUCCUUGGCGAAGGAGGUCACGUUGUUUGCUAUGAGAUGGAAGACAUCAAGAAAAAGCUUGGUCUUGGACGGAACUCAUUGGUAACUUAACGAGUCUCUUUUACAUACUUAACCCUGUACUUUCAAUUUCACGAAGCUGCACAGUGUUAUUAUAAAAAAUUUUGAUCGGCAAAAGUGUGAUUGAUGAAUGCAUACUUGCAAAAGUUUGUCUUUCGCUUUUUAACCGAUGUGAAAGUAGCUUACUUCAAGACAAUGACUUUUGUAUUUUACACAUUACAAAAUUUUUGUUGCUGUUAUGGUUGUAUGAUUUGAUAUUCUAUCUUUUCGCUGCACCCGGUUUAAAGCAUAGUUUACG
Molecule: messenger RNA, 548 nt
Organism: Thlaspi arvense
Lineage: Eukaryota; Viridiplantae; Streptophyta; Magnoliopsida; Brassicales; Brassicaceae
Source: the annotation of a GenBank genome assembly